Miniopterus natalensis is the source of this 522-nucleotide messenger RNA. RefSeq names its product family with sequence similarity 177 member B (gene FAM177B). Lineage: Eukaryota; Metazoa; Chordata; Mammalia; Chiroptera; Miniopteridae. The record is from RefSeq and is a predicted model, not a curated record.
AUGGAAAAAAGCAGUUUCCAGCAGGCAGAACUGGAGAAGAGCAGACCUCCCAAGAGGCCUGCUCCCAAAAGAAUGAUCCAUUUUGUUGAUGGAGACGUCAUGGAGGAAUAUAGCACCGAGGAAGAGGAGGGGGAAGGACAUAGGACGAGUCCAACCCUCGACCCCUCUAAACUCUCAUGGGGGCCCUACCUGUGGUUUUGGGCAGGGCGAAUAGCAAGUUUGUCAUUUUCUGCCUGUGACUUCCUCGGUGGGAGAGUUGCUGUCUUCUUUGGUCUUAAUCAACCCAAAUAUCAGUAUAUGUUAAAUGAAUAUUACAGAAUGCAAAAUAAGGAAAGUGACAAGGCCAGCCAAGGGCACGGAUCAAAGGCCCAGCCAUCCACAGUUCCUAAUGAGAUGUGUCACCUGAAAGCUGGAGGCCCUGAGUAUGGAACCAGACACCAGGACAGCACAGAGGGCGGCCCUCCGGGGACAACCCCAUCCGGGGAGGAUCUGACUGCAGAUUCCAGCUCCUCACGGGAAUGA